Messenger RNA from Rubroshorea leprosula, 1129 nucleotides. The record is from the annotation of a GenBank genome assembly. NCBI's taxonomy places the organism in Eukaryota, Viridiplantae, Streptophyta, Magnoliopsida, Malvales, Dipterocarpaceae.
GGGGUUUUUGGGGGGAGAGAGAGAGAGAGAGAGAAAAAAAAAAAAAAGGGGAAAACUGAGAAAUUAUUUAUUGGCUAGUUUCGGCUUAAUUGCAUUUGUACUAUAGUCAAUUUUUCAAGGGAACAAAUGCCAACCCUAUGAUUUUAGUAAGAGUCAUCUUUUAUGGGUUUAAUGUAUUGGAUGGGUGCAUGGUUAAAUGGAACAGCUGCUAUUUUGCGUUGUGGUUUGGAUUCAUUACCUAUGAUUUAUCUUGGACUGCCUGUUGGUGCAAACCUUGGAAGAAGAAAGUUGCCUGUUGAUAAGGGUGGUUUAGGUGUGGCUGAUGUGGGAUUGAGGAACGAGGCUUUGUUAGGUAAGUGGUGGAAAAGGUUAGAAGAUGGGAAAGUGGGGUUGUGGAAGAGGGUAAUUUGGGAGAAGUACUAUGAGGGAUGGGUCAAUGAAGGAUAUGGGUUAUUGAGAUGGGGAUGUUUGGCAGUGGAAGAUGGAGUGCAGGACAGCUUGUAUGGACGUAUUCCUUCUAAAGUGUCUAUUUUUGGGUGGAGAUUGCCUUUGAAUAGGCUAGCUACAAAGAAGAAGCUUAUUAGGAGGGGGGUGGAAUCGCAAGGGGUGGAUGAAGGUCGUGGUUUAUGUAGAUUAAUGGUUGAAGAAUGGGAUCAUUUGUUGUGUAUGUAGGGAAGUCUGGUUAUUAUGGAUGCAGGUGCUGUACGUUGUGGUGGGGUAUGGAGGGUGUUUUUCCUAAUACUGUUUGGGGAUUGGUGGAGUAUUGGGUGAUAGGUGUAGGUGGGCAGUUGUGUGGACAAGAGGUGGCUGGACUUAUAUUUUUAGUGGUAAAUUGGUAUAUUUGGUGCUGGAAAAAUUCAAAGGUAUUUGGGAUUGAAAUGUGUUCUAGAGAAAAUAUGUUGGGAUCUAUUCAAGCCGAAGCUUUUUUAUGGAUUAAAAGUAAGGAAGCUGGAUGUGCAUUCUCUUUUUGCAAUUGGACUAAAAGGCCGGUGGAUUGUGCCAAGUUCAGAAAAAAUAAGAAGGUUUUUAAAGUGCAGUGGAGUAUGUUGAUGGUUUUGUUUGCAGGAUGGAAUCUUGUUUUGUUAUGUAUUUUAUUCAAUUUAUUAGGUUAUAAAGGAUUUAUGUUGAU